This is a messenger RNA of Paramuricea clavata, 8581 nucleotides long. The record is from the annotation of a GenBank genome assembly. NCBI's taxonomy places the organism in Eukaryota, Metazoa, Cnidaria, Anthozoa, Malacalcyonacea, Plexauridae.
CUAUAAUGGGAAUUGCUAAUUGCUUUCUACCCUUAGGCGUAUUCGACGAGGGCAAAUACUGGGACGUUACGGCUGAAUAUGCAAAAAACGCACCAAAUGAUGUCCUUAUCAAGGUCACCAUCAGUAACCGUGGUUCGGAAGCAGCCACGAUCCACGUCCUACCCACGCUAUGGUUUAGAAACACCUGGAUCUGGGGUUGUACCCACGAGGGAUGUACCAUGAAGGCUAGGAUAGGACAGGACGGUGAGGGACGUGUAAGGACAAGGCAUGAUACGUUGGAGGAAUUUGUAUGUGACUUUGAGGGAUCCGAAGAAGGGAAAGAAGCAGUAUUGCUUUUUACUGAAAAUGAAACUAACAGUGAGGUAGGUUUAUCAUGCUUUGACAUAUUAUUCAGUCAGGCGUAUCGGAUAUCGGCGCUAAAUUCAAACUAUCGGUAUUUUUAUUGCCGAUAUUAUCGAUAUUGUAUUAUAACGACUUUAUACAAUAUAGUUUAAAUUCAUUGUCGAUUUCAAGUCACUUUUCAAUGCGCGGUUCCCAAGUUUCUUUGCAAUCUUGCCAAUUACGUUUCCAAGUUCGAAAAUUGGGCGCGAACUUCGCAACAAAGUUCGCAAGUUCAUUUCAAUGUUUGAACUUCGUUUGCAAACAAAUGUUCAUACUCAAUAAUAAUAACCAAUUCAAUGAAAUACAAACCUUCUUGGUAGACCACUGGACCAAGAACUUUCCAUUGAAUUGUUAAUUUCAACUUGAACUAUGAACAUUUGUUUACAAUAGAUCAAACAUUGAAAUGAACUUGCGAACUUUGUUGCGAAGUUCGCGCCCAAUUUUCGAACUUGGAAACGUAAUUGGUAAGUUUGCAACGAACUUGGGAACCGCGCGUUGAAAAGUGAUUUGAAAUCGACAAUAAAGUAUAUUUUGGAUUGUAUUAGACCGAUUCGAAAAAAUCGGAAUCACCGAUUAUUCAUGCAAUAAAAUCCCGACUUUCUUACAUUUCCUUUAAGAAACUAUACGGUGCUUCACAAUACACCCCCUACACCAAGGAUGCUUUUCAUCGCUACGUCAUCAACGGUGAGGGCGAGGCAGUCAGCCCUAAGAAGAAAGGCACCAAGGUCGCUGCACAUCACGUGUUAGAGAUCCAGGGGGGUGAGGAACGCGUGCUCAGAGUUAGGCUCACGAUUGCCAAGGACGCAUCGGAGAAGCCUUUCGGAGAAGAUUUUGAGAAGAUUUUUGAAAGUAGGAAGAAUGAAGCAGACCAGUUUUAUAGCGGAGUGAUAUCAGGUAACAAAUUUUAUUGUCAUGAUUUUUUCUGUGUUGGUGUAAUGUACUCAGGUGAGUAUGAUGCUUGUGAUGUUACUCUGAGUGUAUAUCCAGACCGGCCAAGCUUGAAAAAUAUGCCUGACCACGGUGGGAAUCGAACCUACGACCUUUGGAAUGCUAGCCCAAUGCUCUGCCGGCUACGCGGUCUGGUCGGUUCGAGUAUGUGAUAUUUCGGAACAGAAUCUAGUUCCGUCGAUAUCAAUGUUAUCUAAUAUCUUUCAUGAUUAUUAUUGGAUAACAUUGAUUGAAGCAAGAUUUUCGCAAAUAUCGACGAAAAUGCGCAUUUUAGGAUGUGAUUUGACGGGACUAAUUACCGAGUAAAAAUGGUGCUUACACUCGCAAUUUUUCGACAGCUGAUUGCUCUCCAAGGGCUUUGAAAAGUCUUUGAAAAUAGGCAGAAAAAAUCUUUGAAAUUUUUUUGGUCUUGGAGACUACGAACCCUGAUAUAUAUAGAGAGAGCUCACUGUUCAAAUCAUUUUCAGAUAGUUCAUAAAAUACUACAAAUGCGCUUUCCCAAUAAAUCGUUUGGUAUUUCAGAUGAACUGACAGGCGAAGAAAAACUUGUUGCACGACAGUCCUAUGCAGGAUUACUCUGGACCAAGCAAUUUUAUCAUUACAUCAUUAAGGACUGGCUGGCUGGAGAUCCGGAGCAACCCGCACCACCUGAAAGUCGGGCACAUGGGCGUAACUCUGAGCCUGAGUGGAGGCAUCUGUUCAACAGAGAUAUCAUAUCAAUGCCCGACAAGUGGGAGUAUCCAUGGGUAAGGGUGGAUACUUUUUAGAAUAUACGCAUGCCAUAAAGUUUUGGCGUUUUUAUCCCACCUUAAUAUUUUUAAUUCAUUAGCACAGCCACGAACUAAUUGGAAUUGAUUGAGCUAUCCAGUAUCAAUAAAUUUAGUUUAGUUUACAUGUCCUACUCAAGAAAUGGCUGGACCAAUAAGAGACGACUCUUACUGGACAGUUUAGAACUGAUUGAGCUAUCUCCUGUAGUAACACUGGACUGCUAAGAGAUACUUACCGGACCUUGUACAGUUUAGAACAGAUAGAGCUAUCCUUUAUAAAUAAAGUUAGUUCAGUUUAGGUUUCUUCCUGUAGUAGUAACAUUGGACCAAUAAGGGAUGACCUUUACUAAAUAUAGAGGAAGAAAAGUUUAGAACUAACCAGUACAAAUAAAGUUAGUUUAGUUUAAGUUUCCUGCAGUGACACUGGGUCAAUAAGUGAUGGACUUCACUGAAUCUCCAGGUAGAAUUUUAAAACUGAUAGAACUUUCACUAUAAAUAAAGAUAAUUUAGUUUCGUUUUCAUCCUUUACAAUGACGAUUACUUGCAAAACUUUUAGUAAACAUCAAAUUGUGUUCUUCUACGCUUCUAGUACGCAUCGUGGGAUCUGGCCUUUCACAUGGUUCCUAUGGCUAAGAUCGACCCAGAGUACGCCAAAUCUCAGCUACUCUUAUUCCUCCGUGAAUGGUACAUGUCUCCUAACGGUCAGUUGCCUGCGUACGAGUUUGCGUUGAGCGACGUGAACCCCCCUGUCCAUGCGUGGGCCUGCCUGUGUGUCUACAAGAUGUCAGGACCAAAAGGUAGCAGGGAUGACCUAUUUCUAGCGCGGUGUUUCCAAAAACUUCUCUUGAAUUUUACAUGGUGAGUUUUGAACUUUUGAUAAUAUAGUAUAAGAUUGGCAGAACACUACCUCACUUCCACAAACCCCCACUCCACCACCCCCAAUAAUUUGGCACAACCCUUGUUGGACCUCUAGGGAGAACAGCUUGGAACUGAUGGAGCUACCCAUUUGUCCCAUUAUAAAUAAAAUUAGUUUAGUUUAGGUUUCCUCCUGCAGUAAGACUAUAGUCCAAUUUAGCACAACCCUCACUGGACCUCUGGGAGAACAGUUUGGAGCUGAUAGAGCUAUUCAGUAUAAAUAAAGUUGAGUUUACGGUAAAGGAUUAAAAUGUGGACAUUUCCUAGGUGGGUGAAUCGUAAAGAUCCAAACGGGAGAAAUAUUUUUGGUGGAGGAUUUCUUGGUCUAGAUAACAUAGGUAAAAACUUGCUGGUAUAUUUCUUAGAUUGCAUGAGUUUAAUUUUGCAUUGCUGCACGUUGAUAAUAAGUCUUUGUGUGUUAAACAGAGUCAGUGUUAGUAUUAUUCCUGAAAUAUUCUUUAGGUGUGUUUGAUCGCUCCAAACCACUUCCCACUGGUGGCUAUCUUGAACAGGUCUGUAACUCUUAUUUCAAACAUUGGGGUUAAGUGUAGUGUAGUAAGUUGCCGUGGUUUGUCUGAACUGCCUGCAAUUAUCUCAAACGUGUAGGGGCCAAAUAUAGAUAGUAUUCAAUAAUAAACUGCCGUGGUUUGUGUCUCAACUACCUGAAAAGUAUUUUAAACGUGGUGAUCAAGUGUGGGUAGAAUUUUACAAAAUCUUCAUUAAGCUGCCGUGGUUGAACUAUACCUGAAAAAUAUUUUAAAAUCUUCCACUUUUUGAGCGAUGGCCGUCCCAUGCUGCCAAACCUGUCUAGUUUAGUUUAGGUUUCCUCCUGUAGUAAUACUGCACUAAUGAGGGGUCACAUUUUCUGGAUCUCUAAGAAGAACAGUUUAAAACUGAUAGAGCUAUCAGUACAAAUAAAGUUAGUUUUUAAGGUAUUUUGUUCAUCACAGGCUGACGGUACUGCUUGGAUGGCAUUCUAUUGUACUGUCAUGCUUUCCAUCGCAUUGGAACUGGCGGUAUGGAAGGACCCCAGUUAUGAAGACAUGGCCUCCAAGUUCUUUGAACAUUUUGUCGACAUCUCUGACGCGAUGAACCACAAAGGAUUAUGGGAUGAAGAAGACGGAUUCUACUAUGAUCAACUGAGGUAGGUGGUACUCAGAGAAUUGAUGCAGGAGGGCAAAUCUACUCAAGCAGGUUGGUCUAACCAAAUACCUUACCCAAGAUAAUAUAUAACUGGGUGGGCAUUGGGCAAAAUAAGGAGCUUGCUCUGAGAAUGGACCAUUCCCCCAAUUAACCAAAAUUUUGAUCUCAACAAGUCUAGACACUUUUCCAAAAUUUUGAUCUUAACUAGCCUAAACAAAAAUUUCAUCACAGCUUGAAAGAGCAUCACAAAAUUAGUAAUAUUCCAAAGUUUCGUUGCAAAAUGUUGUAAAAUGCGGAUAAUAUAGCCUUGCGAAAUUUGCAAUUUUCAGUCAUUUUGUAUUACGCACAGAAGUGGUAACCAUUUCCCGUUUGUAAUCUAAAAUGACUGAAAAUCGCAAGGCAAUAUUAUCCGCAUUUUACAACAUUUUGCAACGAAACUUUGGAAUAUUACUAAUUUUGUGAUGCUCUUUCAAGCUGUGAUGAAAUUUUUGUCUAGACUUGUUCAAAAUUUUGGAUAAUUGGGGAAUGGUCCAUUGCGCCACCCAAGCCCCAGCAGCCGUGCAGCGUAUAACAAUUUGCACGUUUUUCACGUGUUUAGAUUUGAUGAGAGACGUGAAUGCAAGCUGCGUGUUAGAUCCAUGGUGGGUCUUAUACCAAUGUACGCAUGUCUGGUUAUUAAUGAUGAAUAUGUGGAUAAGCUUCCUGGGUUUAAGAAAAGAAUGGAUUGGUUCUUGAAGCAUAGAGAGGAUUUGAGGAAUGAGGUUCGUAGAAUGAAAAACGUUUGGUUUCAUCAGUGCUGCAUAAUAUAGCGGAUCACGGGACCAUUGGUCCCAGAACAUUUUUGAGGUUGGCAGAAAAAAUCGAAGGUAAAGCAAUUUUCCCCGGGCCCCAGGCUUUGGGAGCCCACAGGCAAAAUAUUUAUGUUUUUAGGGCAAAGUACCGUUCGUAGCCUGAAAUAAAGUGGGAAAAGUCCCACGAAAGCAAUGAACACGUCCUUGUCUGGAAAUUGGAAAAAAAUUCAUAUAAACACGAUUCAUCCCAGUUGGCCGGGCUGGCUCGGCUCAUGUGAACAGCCUUGAGCCACCUUAAUUUGUUUUCCUUGUCAGGUGUCUUACAUGAAUGUAGACGGCGUUUCGAAAUACCAUCACUUGCUUGCCAUACCCUCACCAGAGAAACUUCGCUCUGUGCUCAAAUAUUUACUGGACGAAGACGAGUUUCUUUCCCCGUACGGAAUAAGAGCCCUAUCGCGGUACCAUAAGGAUCAUCCAUUUGAAGUGAACGUGGAAGGCGUCAUUCAUCGAGUGGAAUAUGUCGCUGCCGAGUCUAAUACUUUUAUGUUUGGUGGUAAUAGUAACUGGCGUGGUCCUAUAUGGCUGUGUGGUAGGUCUUAUUACAACCUCGGUUGAAAUUACUUUCGGGAGAAAAAAGAAUGACAUCCAUUUUUCCAAUCAGUCUGUAGACUAUAGUAACACUGGAACAAUAACUGAUGCGUUUAUAUGCAGAACAGCUCAGAGCUAUCCAGUAUAAAUAAUUAAUAACCAUGCUUUUGCAUGUACUACUUUCUCUAGUAAACUUUCUCCUGGUCGAGUGCUUAGAGAGAUACGACUAUUUCUUCGGAGAUCAAUUUAAGGUCGAAUGCCCCACGGGAUCAGGGAACCUCAAACGACUUCGUGAUGUCAGUGCGGAGAUACGAAACCGACUCACUCAGAUCUUCUUGCCGGAUGAAAGUGGGCGUCGACCUUGUCAUGGGGAUGAUGAGCGAUAUGCCGUGGAUGAAAACUGGAAAGAUUUAGUUUUGUUUUACGAGUUCUUUGAUGGUGAUACCGGCCGCGGAUGCGGAGCAAGGUAUAAACCUAGGCUUAAUCUACAUACGUAAAAACGCAUGAGUUGUAACAAACCUGUAGCAGACUUGUAGCAAUGCUGUUCCAACAACUUGUCAACAGGGUGUGUUCGCACGGCUUGUUUCCAGCUUGUUGACAAGUUGUCAACGGCUUGUUGUUGCGGGAAGAGGUUAUUUCGCUGGCCUCAGAGUGACAAAACGCAACAAAGCAACGGUUUUACUAACACUAACCCUACUCCAAACACCAACUCUAACCUUACCCUAACCCUACUCCAAGUUUGUUUCUAAACCAAUCUUGAAGAAAAAAAUUUUGACGAAAUGAUAAGAAGGCAAAAUUUUCCUGCACGGUGUAAGAAAAUUUCCUACGAAAAUAUUUUGUGAAACGUUUCCUGGCAGCGAUGUUGCUGGCGCUACCAGACGUUUUCCAGGACUGUUUAACCAUUCCCUACAUUUUAGAUCGUAUACCAUUAUUGUAUUAAUGUAUCUGUUUGACUUUAGUCACCAAACUGGUUGGACGUCGGUCGUUUCACGUUGUUUUGACAAGAUAGCGGCCGCACGCGAACAAGAAACGGACGACUCUUGAACGAAGAACCAACAACUCCAACGAAACAAAUGCCUGGCAUUCAAAACUACUAUUAGCCGAUAUAUUAAACCUUGCACCGUGCUGGUCACGAAAAAAGCACUCGACACGCUACAGUAAAAACCCACCGAUAAAAGAACCACUAUUUUUAUAUGUGUCAGACUGAAGUGGUUGUUAUACAAUAGCUACUUAGACUUAGGGAGAAACUGAUAAUAACUUUUAAAACCCUCCGAAUUUGAUAAAAUUUAAUGUAUCCUCAUUCAGUACCAAACAACACUAGAUUAUGUUUUUGCAUUUGCAACGGUAUUAAAUCAGCCCUUAGAACAUGCAAGUUUUUAAGAACCAGUCUCAUUUGUCAGCCUGAUUGGUUCUUGUAUAUUCUGGGUGCAUAACUGGUUGUUCUUAACCCAUUGGUUCUUUACGUGGAUUUUCACUGUACUCGCAAAUAAUUUUAUCACCAAUUUAGAAUGGGACUAUUCUAGCUAGGAUGUAAAAUAUUAAAUGAACAUGUUGAACAAUUAUUUUUUAUUUUUAGUUUUUUAAUUUACGCUAUUUAGGUUAUGGUCAGACAUAGAUAUCUAUGGUAUUUAAAUAGCCUGUACAAUGUGUCAAUGUAUGUACUGUUGCUUAGAGUUACAGAAUGAAAAACAAUUGCUAUACAGGGUGUAUCAAAAAAGUGCAGUUUUAAAAUGUCCACUGAAUUGAAAAUUCUGCAAAAUUUGUGACACCUUAGUUUGGGGUCUUCUGAAACGUACAGUACGGCAGGGCUGUUUUCCAUUAAACCACUUUGAAGAUGACUUGUGCAUAAAAAUGCAAGGUAUAAAGCACAAUUUGAAUUCGUAGGGUGCAAAUUCGGAAGGUGUUUUGUGAACUAUCAAAGUACCAGGCAAUUCGAUGUAUAAGUCCUAUGUGCGACCUCUAAAACUCCAAUAAUUUAUCGUAUUAUUCAGACUGGUUUUAUGCAUGAUUGAUUUGUUACUGACAUAGGUUUUACCAAAAAAAUUAAAACAUAUGUCAUGAAAAGCUACCUACUGUGGCAAAAAAGUCUUAGUUUUAGAGGUUGUGCAUUGGACUUAAUGUAAAAUACCUUCUAAAAUUGCACCCUAAUUGAAAUUUUUGUGUGCAAGCCAUUUCUCUGAGUAAUUUUACUCGUACUAAAAUAAUUGUAAUUUUACUCGUACUAACCCCAAACUAUCCAUACUAACAUAAAAUUGUCAAAAAUUUUGGGAGAAUUUGCAUUUAGUGGACAUUUUAGAACUGUGUAGUUUUUUUAUAAACCCAGUGUAUAGGUCAUUUGUCUCAGUCGCCAUGUGCUUUCCCUGUUGCCGGUAGUUGUACCAGAUGAUAUAUGCUCAAAAUCAAGAGUAAGGCAUUCACAGCAUAGGUGGACACGCAAACGACGCAAAAAUCUUCUAGUAUAUAGUACAAUAUGUAAGCCAAGUAGACGCAACCAACACAGGAAAGAACACAAGAUACCAUGGAAAUCCAAGCAACUACCUUUCCAUCAAAGAAACCUAUAAUUCAUGUAAGGAAGAUCAGAAACCUUGGUUCACAAAGGCCUUUGACUUUGUGCAGAUUGUUCAGAAAUUAUUUGCAGUUUUUUACAAUUUGAGAAUUUAUUUCAAAGCCACAACUUUACAGUCCCCAUUAAGUUGCAUUGCACCCCAAUGUGCCCUACUUCUUAUUUUAUUCUGUCUAAUGCCAGACUAUUUUACUGUCUAACACUAGAUAAUUUUACUCAUCAAAGGGAGAGUGCUGGUGCUUAAUGGGUUAAGUUGCGUACUUGCAUUGCAAUGCACCCUACUUUAAUUUAUUAUUUUACUCUAAUGCCAGACGAUUUUACAUUCAAGGGGAGAGCGAAGACAAACUUUAACUUACCAAGGAUAAAAACAAAGAUAUAGAAAGCAAUGCCAUAAAUACUGUUUGGGAUAUUGAAUACAGAGUCUUUACCAAACAAUGGCUCAACCAGACCAAAUCCUGUACCAUAUCUGUUAGGUAAAAUGCAUC